AGCUGACAACCCCCUUCCUGAAGAAGUCUCACACCCCUCCUCUCCAUGAGGACGCCAACACCGUGGUCAUCGCAGUCGUCAUCACCCUGGUGUUCCUCACCCUGCUGACGGUCCUGGUGGUGAUCAUCAUCUACCUGUACAGAAACAAAGGCAGCUACCUCACCUACGAGCAGCCGGCGGCGGAGCCCGACGUGUCGGUGCAGAUGGAGGAUGCUCCACCCAAGGAGAAGGAAGAGUACUUCAUCUGA
Merops nubicus (carmine bee-eater) is the source of this 248-nucleotide messenger RNA. RefSeq names its product small cell adhesion glycoprotein (gene SMAGP). The record is from RefSeq and is a predicted model, not a curated record. The annotation marks the transcript as partial. NCBI's taxonomy places the organism in Eukaryota, Metazoa, Chordata, Aves, Coraciiformes, Meropidae. The transcript has 2 exons.